CAGCGAAUGUGCAUACGUUCGCGCUGUUGUGGCAUGCUCUGUCGACUACGACGAAGUUUUUGGAGCCCUAUGCAAUCCUUUCCGAGGGAUGCGCUGAGCUAUGCUUAUGUUUCCAGCGUCCGACGCAGCACCCGACCGACCACAUCUCGCAGUUAGACCGACCAGCAGUCUCCCGUCAGAUGCGCCUGACUUGCCAGUCAGCACGUCUGAUGACAGCCAACGCGACAGAUGCUCAACGGCGGAUGCGAUUGUGAGUGGAUCGCUAUCGCAGUAUCUGCGGAAGCUGCCAGCUCGGCAGCUGAACCAGUGGUUGCGAGAUUCACCAUCGUCGGGCUCGUCGUUGAAGUUGAAGAGCCGAUGUCGCUGCAUCGUGGCGUCAUCACCAAGGACUCGACAAUGGAUGCGGCGGGCGGGGUCUGCGUCACAGCGAGUGAGCAGUAGUGCCGUCGAUGCUGCCUGGCCUUCUUCAUCAGAAGUUGGGGGGCAGCGGAGGUGCUAUGCGCUCGUUCGCUGCCGUAGGUAUGUGCCGCCGGCGAUGUUGCUUGCUCGAGCGGGCAACGGAGGUGGUGCAAGUCUGCGGCAUUGGCAGGACAUGGCAUACUCGUUUCUGAUGCGUCCUAGUAGCUGGGCGCUUUUGGGCGCUCGGCGAACGCGUCCACAUCAGCGCGGAUGUGCUGUGGACUGUCAACAGUGACGCUAAUCUUUGGAACCCACGUCCUCCUCGAAGGUGACUUGCAGUGCAUC
Molecule: messenger RNA, 744 nt
Organism: Schizophyllum commune H4-8
Lineage: Eukaryota; Fungi; Basidiomycota; Agaricomycetes; Agaricales; Schizophyllaceae
Exons: 1
Coding region: 101-694 (197 amino acids)
Source: RefSeq, a predicted model, not a curated record